Molecule: messenger RNA, 333 nt
Organism: Cucurbitaria berberidis CBS 394.84
Lineage: Eukaryota; Fungi; Ascomycota; Dothideomycetes; Pleosporales; Cucurbitariaceae
Exons: 2
Coding region: 1-333 (110 amino acids)
Source: RefSeq, a predicted model, not a curated record
AUGGAAGCCAAAAAAUCCCUCACGGCCAGCGCAACAAACACGCUCUUCACCUUCCUCGCCCUAUACCUUACAACGCUCUUCUCCCUCGACAACUGGGCUGCCGCACGAAACUCCCCGUACCGCGCACCAGGCAACAACUCGUUCUACCGACCAGCCAGCACGGCGCCCGCGCCAGACAGCUACCAGGCAGGCAUGCAUGGGCGAGGGAAUGCGGGGCCAGGGAGUGGAAGUGAUGGGGAUGGGAGGGGUGUCGGCAGAGUGCCGCAGGCAAGGGAUUCAAGGCCACCGAUGAAGAUUGGGGGGACGGCGGCGUGUGGUGCUUGUCUGAUGUGA